AUGACCGACGAGCUGCCAGCGCCCCUCGCCCGGCGCCUGAGCCAGCAAUUCUCCACUACUCCCUCCCCAAAUCCCGAUGGUCGAUUGAAACGCCUCUCCCUCGUCGCCGCGCGGGAAGUUGGUUCGGGUUCGCCGGUGCGCGCCUCGCGAGAUGAGGAGGGGCGGACGAGCGUCGAUAGCCUGCGUACCCCCAUUGCGGCCUCGCCUUCCCCCCGCCCUCCGAUUGCUGCGUCACCGUCACCGAGACCACGGCAUAGUGGGCGGCAGAGCUCGAUCUCAUAUUCGCCUAGUGUCCGGACUGCUGGACACUCUGUGCAGGGCAGCAUUUCGAUGCGGAGAGCGGAGAGGUCUAGCUUGGAGAAGGAAGAGAAGGAAGAAGAGGGGCGGCAGAGUACAGAUACGCUUACGCUUGGCGAGAAGCACUCGGACCUGCUGCGCAUGAUCGCUAUGCGCGAACGGCGCGUGAACGAGCUCAAGCAAGAACUCGCGAUACAGGAGGAAGCACUCGCGUCGCUGCGCGCCCGCUGGACGGCCAUAGCGCGCGCUGACGCCGUCAUCCCUACAAGCAUUCCUACACCGCGGAGAAGAGACACCGCAUCGCAUACCUCCACACCGUCAACAUCACUCCCGUCCCUCGUUCGCACCCACCCCAACAGCGUGAGCACGAGCAGUACAGCCUCCUCGUUGCCGACCGUUCCCGAUGACGAGCCGACAGAAGACAGCCCAAUAGGUCCGAACACUGGCCAGGCGCUCGGUGGUUUAUGGAACGCGAUCACUGCCGACGCAGAUGAGACGAUCCAGGAGGGCAAGCGGUUUUGGGGUCAGCUGCUGCGCACUGUUGGCGCAGCGGCAGGCGGCAACGUUCCAGAUGAGGCAGCGCGGCCGAUGGAACGCGUACGCAGCACGGGUAGUGCGACAGGUGAUGAGGCCAAGGUUGAAAUACCCAACAUGCGUAACAUGGCAUCAACGUUCGGCUUCCUCCCCACCAAACCGUACACGCCACCGCCACUGGAGCGGCGCACGUCUCGCUCGUCGGCCAAGUCGCCUGGAUCCGUGGGGUCUGCACCAAGCCGUGAACGGAGCCCGGUGAAGAGCAUCGCGAGCAACGCUUCGCAGAGCCCUACGCGGAGUGUGCGGAGCCUGCGCCGUGUCGCGAGCGGGGAGAACAAGCCUAUCGACAAGGAGACGCCCAAGGCAACUCCGCUGCUCUCGCCGACGCCUGUUCCCCCGGAGCGCCGGCUCAGCGUGCGCCUGAAGCGCGCGGCGCUGAGCCCGCGACCGCGCCCGCUCACGGGCGAGGCGGAUAGUAAGGGAGAAUGGGAUGGGAAGAACGAGGUGGAAGACGGCCCGCAGCUGGUGACUGCAGCGCUGGAGAGCGUGGGGUGGUAG
Messenger RNA from Cutaneotrichosporon cavernicola, 1389 nucleotides. RefSeq lists its product as uncharacterized. The record is from RefSeq and is a predicted model, not a curated record. Lineage: Eukaryota; Fungi; Basidiomycota; Tremellomycetes; Trichosporonales; Trichosporonaceae. Bases 1 to 1389 code for a protein of 462 amino acids. The transcript has 4 exons.